CCCCCGUUGUGUCUUGAGACUUGAACAAAUUGGCCAAGAAAGAGAUAACUAGAGAAAUAGAAGAAAGAUGGAAAUAGAGGGAGAAGAAGAACACGAGACGCAGAACAGGAUUCACUAAAGAAGAGAAGGGAUGAGGCCUGAAUUGUAGACCUCAACUCGCUGUGCUUUUGGCCUGAACGGUCAGUACGCGUUGAACUCAACAUCGAAAAGCUUGGGAAGUUUCAAGAAGCAUCACGAAAAGCGAGAGAAAUUCUCACAAAGAAAUGCAUCACUGAAUCACAAGUCGUGCAAGAUUGUUAAAAAGACUUCGUGGAAUGAAUUAUUACAAGGAGUAUUUUUAGAAUUCAUGAGAGAAAUUCUGUUGCUGACUAACUGCUGAUAAAUUUGUAUUAGUGGCAAUGAUGCGACCGCGCGUUAGACUUUUUCGUCUUGUACAAGUGAUUAUGUUAUCGCAAAUAUAACGACGUGGUCACAACGUCUACGCGUGCAACGAUUGUUUGAAGUGUAGUGAUUGAAAAGGGUGAAUCAAGAAGGGUGUCUCACGUUGCUAUCUAAACAAUAAACAACAAUGGCUUCGAGAUCGGAAGCUUCAUGCAUAGAAGCCGCCGAAACCGAAGAGAGUAGAAAAGAGAAAACCCCUAGAUUCGGCAGAUUACUGUUAAGGUUUCUAGCAAUUUACUGGCGAAGCUUUGUCGUGGUGUUGUGGCCGUUAAUUCUGACUCCGAUACUAUUGGUUGAAAGUGAAAAAUAUAUAGCGAUGAAAUGUUUAUACAUCGUCGCAUUAAUGGCGCUGUUUUGGGUGACUGAAGUUCUGCCGUUACCGGUCACAGGCAUGAUUCCGGUGGUUCUGUAUCCGCUGAUGGACAUCAUGUCUACCAACGACACCUGCUUGUGCUACAUGAACGACACCACAAUGAUGUUCCUGGGCAGUUUAGUGAUAGCGGUGGUCAUCGAAAAUUCUGGAUUACACAUGCGAAUAGCGUUGCUCAUCAUCAAGACUAUUGGCUGUAGUCAUCGAAGAUUGACUUUCGGCCUAUUUUUCGUGACGAUGUUCAUCUCAAUGUGGAUCUCGAAUACCGCCGCCACAGCUAUGAUGAUACCCAUAAUGGAAACCGUUCUCGUGGAGCUCGAAGCGCAAGGACUCGGACAGAUGUUUACCCAAAGCGAAGAAGCGAUCGAAGAGGACGGGGAAACAUCCAAAAGACCGACGCACAGUACUAUGGUGUACUAUCUCGUUGCGGCCUAUGCGUCCAGUCUCGGUGGUAUCGGCACCAUUGUCGGAAGCGGUACAAAUUUAACACUGAAAGGCUUUUUGGAAAAGCGAUUUCCGACCAGCCCCGGCAUAAAUUUCGCUUCUUGGAUGCUGUAUUCAGUGCCGCCCAUGCUACUCAUGGGUAUCUUAACAUGGUUGUGGCUGCAGAUUAUGUAUAUGGGUCUCUUCAGACCGAAAAGCAAAGACGCUCGUGCUAUCGAUAUUGGACAACAGGGCGAACGAGUCGCGGCGGCGGUUAUUGAGAAGAAAUACAAGGAACUCGGACCGAUCUCAUGGCACGAAUUCUCCGUAGGUGUCUUAUUUAUCCUCGUGGUGCUUCUCUGGUUCUUCAGGAGCCCCGGAUUUAUGAAUGGCUGGGCAUUUUAUAUCACCAACUUACCUGUCAAGGACUCGACUGCAGCCAUAUUCGUGACAAUAUUGUUUUUCAUCAUUCCGUCCAAGCUAGACUUUCGAAACGCAUUCAACAAGGAUGCGCGUAAGCGACCCACGAAACCGUCACCCGGUCUGAUAACAUGGAAAAUAAUAAAUGAGAAAAUGCACUGGAGUCUGAUAUUCGUGUUGGGUGGCGGAUUCGCAAUUUCGGCGGGUAGCACUACAUCUGGAUUGUCGCAAAUGCUCGGUAAAUCAUUAAUAGGACUGGAAAAAAUUAAUGUAGUGGCGAUACUACUGAUUGUCUGCCUUUUCGCCGAAAACGUGACGGAAUUGACUGCCAAUGUAGCCGUCGCGAAUAUUAUACUGCCUGUAUUAGCGGAAAUGUGUGUGGCCAUCAAAAUACAUCCCCUGUACCUAAUGCUACCCGCGGCUCUCUGCUGCUCAUUCUCGUUCCACCUGCCAGUCGGCACUCCACCGAACGCGAUUGCCAGCGCGGCAGGACAUAUAAGGACGAAAGAUUUUGUAAUCGCCGGUAUCGGGCCCAGCAUUAUUACGCUUCUUGUUACCGCGAUCGCGUUUCCCACAUGGGGUACAUAUGUAUUUAAUCUAUUCGAGUUUCCUAGAUGGGCUACGUAACAUUACUUAUUAUAAUUUAAGGCUCCUGGGUAGUCACCGCAGCCAUAUUAGAUUCGUGACGUCAGAAGCGAGAAAU
This is a messenger RNA of Linepithema humile (Argentine ant), 2357 nucleotides long. Its product is annotated as protein I'm not dead yet-like. The record is from RefSeq and is a predicted model, not a curated record. Gene Ontology annotation, molecular function: succinate transmembrane transporter activity; citrate transmembrane transporter activity. Gene Ontology annotation, cellular component: membrane. Lineage: Eukaryota; Metazoa; Arthropoda; Insecta; Hymenoptera; Formicidae. Gene Ontology annotation, biological process: citrate transport; transmembrane transport.